UUAUUGCACAUCGCUAAACAAGUAGUGUCACUGUAACACAAAUGAAUUUACGAAUUUCUAUUUGAAAGAAUUAACAACAAUUGGAAUUAUUUAGAAACAUGUCGGAUGAAUUGCCGGAAGCAUUCGACUUGGUGGUGAUGGGCACAGGCUUCACUGAAUCCUGUAUAGCCGCUGCUGCAAGUCGCAUUGGAAAGACUGUGCUGCAUCUGGAUAAAAAUGAAUACUAUGGUGGUGACUCUUGGGGAUCCUUUAGUUUGGAUGCCCUGUGUUCGCUAUUGGAGAAGGAAGUAAGCGAAAGUUCUGCUUUGCGAAAUGGUAGCUAUACUUGGCAUAAUGUAGCUGCAGUUGAUUGGGAUACCGAUGCGCCCGCAGUCUGGACGCGCGAAGCCAUACUGGCCAAGUCACGACGUUUUAAUCUCGAUCUCUGCCCCCGUGUUCUAUAUGCCGCAGGAGAACUCGUUCAAUUGCUGAUCCGAUCAAAUAUUUGUCGUUAUGCAGAGUUUCGUGCCGUAGAUCAUGUCUGCAUGAAUAACAAUGGAGAAAUUUUAUCUGUGCCUUGUUCACGAAGUGAUGUCUUCAAUACUAAAAUCCUUACAAUGGUGGAGAAACGAUUGCUAAUGAAAUUCCUAAUGGCUUGCAAUGACUAUGGCGAGGACAAGUGCAAUGAAGACUCUUUGGCGUUCCGAGGACGCUCGUUUGUCGAGUAUCUGCAAGCGCAACGUGUAACCGAGAAGAUUGCCUCAUGUGUGAUGCAGUCGAUUGCCAUGUGUGGUCCAAAUUCCACAUUCGAGGAGGGCAUGCAACGUACACAACGAUUCCUAAGUAGCCUGGGUCGGUAUGGCAAUACACCUUUUCUGUUUCCCAUGUACGGUUGUGGUGAAUUGCCGCAAUGCUUCUGUCGUCUUUGUGCGGUUUUCGGUGGAAUCUAUUGCCUUAAACGCUCUGUGGACGCUGUUAGCAUGGACAGUCAAUCACAAGAACUUUUGGUUAGCUGUGAGGGAAAGACUCUGCGUGCCAAACAUUUGGUCUCGGGACCUGGCCAAGUACCCAUUAAUCCAGUGACGCCAAUGCGUCCAAACAUCUCUCGAGGAUUGUUUAUAUCGUGUAGCCCACUGGGAAAUGAAGAAAUAAAUAAAGGAGGCGGUGGUGUUAAUCUGUUGCGUCUGCUGGCCGAUGGAGGAACUCGCGAAGCUAUUGUUAUUCAACUCUCACACUAUUCUGGUGCAUGUCCAGAGGGAUUAUAUAUCUUCCACAUAACCACACCCGCUCAAAGCGAAGAUCCCAUUGCUGACUUGGCACCAUUUACAUCUCAAAUCUUUCAAAAUAUUUCCCAAAUUGUUUUCAGUUCCCAUUUUACGCUUUAUUCGCCUCAAUCUGUCGAGGCCAACGCACUGCCACUUUCUAUACAUUGCACUAGUGGACCGAUUUAUGAAAUAGAUUAUGAUGCAGCUAUAUCUGAGGCUCAUCGCAUUUUUAAAGAACUUUAUCCAAAUGAAGAGUUUCUACCACGUGCACCCGAUCCAGAGGAGAUUGUGAUUGAUGGCGAGGAUCCCAGUGCAUUGAAUGAGCAUAGUUUACCAGAAGAUUUGCGAGCACAACUACAUGAUAUGGAACUUAACUCAACUGAAAAUCAGUAGGGAAAUUGGCACAACAUUUUUUUUAGUCCUAUAUCAAUUCCAAAUAAUAUGUGCAACUGACUUUUUUGAUACGUUUUUCUAAUUAUAAGGUUACAUACAAAUUUUUGUAUAUAUAUAUUUAUUAUGUAAAUUAUGUAUAAUUUCUAAAAUUACUAGGCAUAUAUUUAUAUGUGUUGUGUAUGUGUUUGCAUAUGUGUGUGUGUGUGUGUUAUCUAUGAUAAAUAAACUUUCCAAAAAUAUGGAUUUGCAAUGCAUCAAAUAUAUAA
Messenger RNA from Drosophila willistoni, 1903 nucleotides. RefSeq names its product rab proteins geranylgeranyltransferase component A (gene Rep). The record is from RefSeq and is a predicted model, not a curated record. Gene Ontology annotation, biological process: protein geranylgeranylation; small GTPase-mediated signal transduction; vesicle-mediated transport. Gene Ontology annotation, molecular function: GDP-dissociation inhibitor activity. Lineage: Eukaryota; Metazoa; Arthropoda; Insecta; Diptera; Drosophilidae. The transcript is spliced from 3 exons. Gene Ontology annotation, cellular component: Rab-protein geranylgeranyltransferase complex; cytosol; nucleus. The coding region runs from base 99 to 1637 and encodes 512 amino acids.